GUCAGCUGUCGAGGCGUUGAUUAACACUGGUCUGAAGGCGCAGAUAAAAAUACAAAAUAAUUGUUUUCAUUGUGAGUUGCCAGCAAUUAAGACAAUAUGUCGCUGACUCCCUUUUUGCGCCUGCCCCUAACCGAUCUGACCGGCUGCCUGAUUAACCACCAGACCUACGACAAAUGCGGUAAAUUUGAGAUGAAGAUGAUGGAGUGUUUUGAGGCGUAUGGGUUGGAGCGUGGAAAACGGGAGUGUGCCGACCUGAUCUCCGACUUCCAGGAAUGCGUAGGCAUGCAGAAGCAACUGAUGCGUUUCCAUGCCAUGCGAAACGAGCGCUACAAGCAGUGGCUCAAGGGAGAACGCAAGGGCGAGGAAUUCUUUGCCGAACCCCCGCGCGUUGACGCCUAUUAAACGGGAUCCUACAUUCUUGGGAAAUUGCAUAUUGUAUAGCCGCAAAUUGUGUAAAAUAAAGGAAACAAAACAUGA
Messenger RNA from Drosophila rhopaloa, 477 nucleotides. It is a transcript of the gene ND-15, whose product is annotated as NADH dehydrogenase [ubiquinone] iron-sulfur protein 5. The coding region runs from base 97 to 402 and encodes 101 amino acids. NCBI's taxonomy places the organism in Eukaryota, Metazoa, Arthropoda, Insecta, Diptera, Drosophilidae. The record is from RefSeq and is a predicted model, not a curated record. The transcript has 3 exons.